Messenger RNA from Daldinia loculata, 833 nucleotides. RefSeq lists its product as uncharacterized. The coding region runs from base 294 to 647 and encodes 117 amino acids. The transcript has 2 exons. Gene Ontology annotation, biological process: transmembrane transport. Gene Ontology annotation, molecular function: transmembrane transporter activity. The record is from RefSeq and is a predicted model, not a curated record. Lineage: Eukaryota; Fungi; Ascomycota; Sordariomycetes; Xylariales; Hypoxylaceae.
CACGAUCCUUACCACGAUAAUACCGCUACGCAAGCGACCGAUUUAGACCGGGACUUGGAGUUCGGUCUUUGCUAUUGCUGGUAUCGUGGGUCCGGUUAUUGGCGGUGCUUUGACGCAGCAUGUCACUUGGCGAUGGUGCUUUUAUAUCAACUUACCUAUAGGUGGCGCCGGCGCCGUGAUAUUCUUUUUCCUAGUCCAUCUCGAGCCCGCCCCGACGGAAAAUACUCCGCUUCGCAAUAAACUAGAAGGGGCUUGAUAUAGUCGGCUUCGUACUGCUCGGCAGCGCAAUCGUAAUGCUUCUGCUUGCGCUUCAAUGGGACGGAAUCACAUACGCUUGGUCUUCGUCAAUCGUUAUUAGGCUGUUCGUCGGUGCCGGAGUAAUCUUGAUGCUCUUCAUCCCUUGGCAGAUCUACCAGAAAGACAAGGCCUUGAUACCGCCGAGAUUAUUCUCCAUCAACCGGAAACCCGGGCUAAUAUGUGCAGCAUCGUUCUUCAUCAAUAGACCCUUCCAACUCAUCAUCUAUUGGCUACCUAUUUGGUUCCAGGCCGUAUUGGGAACCUCGCCAACACAGAGCGGUGUCAAUUAUUUCCCUACAGUUAUUACCGACGUCCUCGCCGCAUUCAUUGGUUCAGGCAUCGUCAUGUAGUUGGGAUGGUGGAACCCCCUUCUCUUAUCUGGAGAAGCUAUGGUAUGUCUCGGCGGUGGCUUGCUUAUCACACUAUACCCCGAGAUCUCGACAAAGAGUAAACAAAGUCCGGCUCAAGUCAGCGAAAGGAGGGACGCAGUUUAGUUAGUAUCUUCACAGCUUCACAGCUAGAAGACGAAGCUCGCG